AUGGACACGGAAUCUGAAAAGGGAUGUGGACCUAAGAAAUUUUCAUAUGGAGAACUGGUUCGUGCAAUGGAUAAUUUUCGGAAGAAAAAAAGCUUGGAGGAGCAGGAUUUGGGGGGGUCUAUCAAAGACUAUAAUGAGCAGGAAAUAGAAUGCUUGAUGAUUGUUGAACUUUGGUGUGCUCACCCUGAUAACAGUCAGCGGCCAUCAAUAAAGAAAGCUAUUCAUGUCCUUAACUUCGAAGCUGUUGCCCCUUCUCCCAUCAAAGUUGCCAGUGUUGACAUAUUUUGCUCCGUUAAAUAA
Molecule: messenger RNA, 300 nt
Organism: Fraxinus pennsylvanica
Lineage: Eukaryota; Viridiplantae; Streptophyta; Magnoliopsida; Lamiales; Oleaceae
Source: the annotation of a GenBank genome assembly